UUGCAGCAUCCGCCACCGCCCUUUCGCAGGAAGCCAAGCCAGCGUCAGGAGACUCUUGCGGAAGCAUUGAAGGCUGGUGGCUUAUACGCAGGCCACUGGGGCUCCAUGGUGCCAGUGCGCGCGUGGGUCCGGCUGCUGCUGAAGCCCCUGCAUCCCCUCGGGCCGCAGCUAGCACCUGCACCGGGCCACGGGAGGCUCCGCCCCCUAGCCCCACUGCUCCGGCUUCAGCACCUCCGGCCCCCGGGGCUGACCAUGGCAUCGGGCUCCGAGGGGCAGCUGCAGCGCGCUCCGCCCUAUGCUUGGCCCAUGGAUAAACAUGAGAAAAAUGAAAGGGACCAGAAGUCAGUGAUCUGUAUCGAAGGUAAUAUCGCGAGUGGGAAAACAACAUGCCUGGAGUACUUUUCUAAAACCACUGACGUUGAGGUUUUGACAGAGCCUGUAUCUAAAUGGAGAAAUGUCCGUGGCCACAACCCUCUGGGCUUGAUGUAUCAGGAUGCCUCCAGAUGGGGAAUAACCUUGCAGACUUAUGUGCAGCUUACCAUGCUGGAGCAGCACACCAAGCUCUGGUGAAUUUUACCAGUGCGGAUGAUGGAGAGGUCAAUUCACAGUGCGAAAUACAUUUUUGUAGAAAAUUUGCAUAGAAGUGGCAAGAUGCCUGACGUGGAUUAUGUGGUCUUAUCUGAAUGGUUUGACUGGAUUGUGAAGAACAUUGAUGUUUCGGUUGAUUUAAUAGUUUAUCUCCGGACCUCUCCUGAGACUUGUUACAAGAGAUUGAAGAAGAGAUGCAGAGAGGAAGAAAAAGUCAUUCCAUUGGAAUAUUUGGAAGCCAUCCACCAGCUGUAUGAGGAGUGGCUCAUUAAGCAAACCCUCUUCAAAGUGCCCUCUCCUGUUCUUGUGAUUGAGGCAGACCAGGAUACACAGACAAUGAUGGAAUACUAUGAGAAAAACCGGGACCAAAUAUUAACCGCAACUGCAGGGAAUAUGAAACAUCACUUACAGAACCAGGAAAAUAAAUCUAUGUGAUCAUAGUAGGACCGACCCUGUCAGGAUCUGUCAGUUUAGCCAUGAGGAAUAACUUUUUAAGGUCCACUCAAGUGAAUUUUCUAUCACAUCUGAUUAAAAAUAAAUGUGUGUAUGCAUAUACACACAUACAACACACAAAAACAUACAUGAGGCGUGAAGGUUAUACCCAUAUGUACAUGCAUAUGUAUAUAUAUCUACUUCAAUAUACUAAGUAUUGAAGUGUACAUAUAUACACGUUUAUGUGUACAUAUAUGUCUUUGGUAGAUUGUCAUGGUGUUCAUUUAUUACCUGAGUGUCUACCAUGAGGCCUAUUGGUGAUGUGGCCCAUCUGAUCUUGGGAUUCGCCCUGCCUCAGAUUUUAAGCCAAAUAAAAACAAAAGUCACCUAGCAUCUAAGUAAAUUGUAGCAGGCCAUUUAACUGACUGCUAUUGGGGCUGUGCCAGCAGAUUUGGACCAAUUAAUCCUAAUUGAAGUUGAAUGUCAUUCAUCAUGUAAUUAAAUUCGUGCAGCCCCCACAAGUAUGCCCUGCCACUAUUAAGACCUGGAAUGCUUUUUUUCUACUACAUAGCUCAAUUGUAGGAGGUAUAAUAGGUGACUUUCCACCUUCGGUACUUUCACUCCCCCAAAUUCCAGGGGAUCCUCAUUUUGCUUUUUGAUGACCUAGGAAUAGUUUCAAUGGUAGAGUCAGAUCCUCCUGACAGCUGAAUGGUCCAGCCUUUUGUAGUGAGCAUGGGAACGGGAGCCUGUAUUUAUAGAGAGAAAGCCAGGGGGUGAAUGGAACCAAGUGUCAUUAUUGCCUGGUAAUUUGUUUGCCAAGUUAUUGAGAGGAAUAAACAAUUGCUGGAUUUUUCUUUUUUCUUUUUUCCCAUGAGCCAA
Messenger RNA from Phascolarctos cinereus (koala), 1899 nucleotides. RefSeq names its product thymidine kinase 2 (gene TK2). The record is from RefSeq and is a predicted model, not a curated record. Gene Ontology annotation, molecular function: deoxynucleoside kinase activity. Lineage: Eukaryota; Metazoa; Chordata; Mammalia; Diprotodontia; Phascolarctidae. Gene Ontology annotation, cellular component: mitochondrion; cytoplasm.